Melanotaenia boesemani (Boeseman's rainbowfish) is the source of this 2803-nucleotide messenger RNA. Its product is annotated as NACHT, LRR and PYD domains-containing protein 3-like. The transcript is spliced from 6 exons. The record is from RefSeq and is a predicted model, not a curated record. NCBI's taxonomy places the organism in Eukaryota, Metazoa, Chordata, Actinopteri, Atheriniformes, Melanotaeniidae. The coding region runs from base 13 to 2754 and encodes 913 amino acids. Gene Ontology annotation, molecular function: protein binding.
UUCCUGAGGAGGAUGAAGCAGGAGGAGCUGGCUGAGCGUCUGCAGAGCAAAUAUUUUGCUCCAGCUUGUCAACGUAAACUAAAAUGUGGUCUGAAGAAGAAGUUCCAGUGUGUGUUUGAGGGGAUUGCUAAAGCAGGAAACCCGACCCUUCUGAACCAGAUCUACACAGAGCUCUACAUCACAGAGGGAGGGACUGCAGAGGUCAAUGACAAACAUGAGGUCAGACAGAUUGAAACAGCAUCCAGGAAACCAGACAGACCAGAAACAAGCAUCAGACAAGAAGACAUCUUUAAACUCCCACCUGGAAGAGAUGAACCAAUCAGAACAGUGAUGACAAAGGGAGUGGCUGGCAUUGGGAAAACUGUCUUAACACAGAAGUUCACUCUGGACUGGGCUGAAGACAAAGCCCACCAGGACAUCCAGUUGACAUUUCCACUGACUUUCAGAGAGCUGAAUGUGCUGAAAGAGAAAAAGUUCAGCUUGGUGGAACUUGUUCAUCACUUCUUUACUGAAACCAAAGAAGCAGGAAUCUGCAGCUUUGAAGAGUUCCAGGUUGUCUUCAUCUUGGACGGUCUGGAUGAGAGUCGACUUCCUCUGGACUUCCACAACAAUGAGACCCUGACUGAUGUUACAGAGUCCACCUCAGUGGAUGUGCUGCUGACUAACCUCAUCAGGGGGAAACUGCUUCCCUCUGCUCGCCUCUGGAUAACCACACGACCUGCAGCAGCCAAUCAGAUCCCUCCUGACUGUGUUGGCAUGGUGACAGAGAUCAGAGGGUUCACUGACCCACAGAAGGAGGAGUACUUCAGGAAGAGGUUCAGAGAUGAGGAGCAGGCCAGCAGGAUCAUCUCCCACAUGAAGACAUCACGAAGCCUCCACAUCAUGUGCCACAUCCCAGUCUUCUGCUGGAUCACUGCUACAGUUCUGGAGGAUGUGCUGGAAACCAGAGAGGGAGGAGAGCUGCCCAAGACCCUGACUGAGAUGUACAUCCACUUCCUGGUGGUCCAGACCAAAGUCAAGAAGGUCAAGUAUGAUGGAGGAGCUGAGACAGAUCCACACUGGAGUCCAGAGAGCAGGAAGAUGAUUGAGUCUCUGGGAAAACUGGCUUUUGAUCAGCUGCAGAAAGGAAACCUGAUCUUCUAUGAAUCAGACCUGACAGAGUGUGGCAUCGAUAUCACAGCAGCCUCAGUUUACUCAGGAGUGUUCACACAGAUCUUUAAAGAGGAGAGAGGACUGUACCAGGAGAAGGUGUUCAGCUUCGUCCAUCUGAGUGUUCAGGAGUUUCUGGCUGCUCUUCAUGUCCGUCUGACCUUCAUCAAGUCUGGAGUCAACCUGAUGGAAGAUGAUCAUACAGAUUCACCUUGGUCAAUAAUGAAACCAAAUCUACUACGUCUCCAUCAGAGAGCUGUGGACGAGGCCUUACAGAGUCCAAAAGGACAUCUGGACUUGUUCCUCCGCUUCCUCCUGGGUCUUUCACUGCAGACCAAUCAGAGUCUCCUACGAGGCCUGAUGACACAGACAGGAAGUAGCUCACAGACCAAUCAGAAAACAGUCCAGUACAUCAAGAAGAAGAUCAGUGAGAAUGUGUCUGCAGAAAGAAGCAUCAAUCUGUUCCACUGUCUGAAUGAACUGAAUGAUCGUUCUCUAGAGGAGGAGAUCCAUCAGUUCCUGAGAUCAGGACGUCUCUCCACAGAUGAACUGUCUCCUGCUCAGUGGUCAGCUCUGGCCUUCAUCUCACUGUCAUCAGAAGAAGAUCUGGAGGUGUUUAACCUGCAGAAAUACUCUCCUUCAGAGGAGGUUCUUCUGAGGCUGCUGCCAGUGGUCAAAGCCUCCAACAAAGCUCUGCUGAGUGCGUGUGGUCUCUCAGACAGAAGCUGUGGACCUCUGUCCUCAGUCCUCAGCUCCCAGUCCUCCAGUCUGACAGAACUGGACCUGAGUAACAAUGACCUGCAGGACUCAGGACUGAAGAAGCUGUGUGGUGGACUGAAGAGUCCAGACUGCAAACUGGAAACUCUCAGCCUGUCAGGAUGUCUGAUCACAGAGGAAGGCUGUGCUUCUCUGGCCUCAGCUCUGACCUCCAACCCCUCCCAUCUGAGAGAGCUGGACCUGAGAUACAACCAUCCAGGAGACUCAGGAGUGAAGCUGCUGAUGGCUGCACUGAAGGAUCCACACAGACUCAGGGUGGAGCCUGCUGGAGAACCAUGGUUGAGACCAGGAGGUCUGAGGAAGUAUUCCUGUCCACUCACCAUCCACAUGAACACAGUGAACAGACACCUGAAACUGUCUGACAACAACAGGAAGGUGACACAUGUGGAUGAGCUUCAGUCAUAUCCUGAUCAUCCAGAUAGAUUUAACUGUCCUCAGCUGCUGUGUGAAAAUGUUCUGACUGGUCGCUGCUACUGGGAGGUCGAGUGGAGAGGAAACGUUUCUAUAUCAGUGAGUUACAGAGAAAUCAGAAGGAGAGGAAACUGUUGGUUUGGAUAUAAUGAUCAGUCCUGGAGUCUGAGCUGCUCUGUUGAUGGAUGUUACUCUGUCUGGCACAAAGACAGAGAAACACGCAUCUCCUCCUCCUCCUCCUCCUCUGUCUCUAACAGAGUAGCAGUGUAUGUGGACUGUCCUGCUGGCUCUCUGUCCUUCUACAGAGUCUCCUCUGACUCACUGAUCCACCUCCACACCUUCAUCACCACAUUCACUCAUCCUCUCAAUGCUGGAUUUGGAUUCAGGUUUCCUGGUUCCUGGGUGUGUGUGUGUUGAGUGUAAAGAGUGUGAUGGUAGCAGAGAAACUCUGACUGGUGAACAGAUA